Anopheles aquasalis is the source of this 1760-nucleotide messenger RNA. Its product is annotated as b(0,+)-type amino acid transporter 1. Gene Ontology annotation, cellular component: membrane. Gene Ontology annotation, biological process: amino acid transmembrane transport. NCBI's taxonomy places the organism in Eukaryota, Metazoa, Arthropoda, Insecta, Diptera, Culicidae. Gene Ontology annotation, molecular function: L-amino acid transmembrane transporter activity. The record is from RefSeq and is a predicted model, not a curated record.
CAGCUCGUCACGGGAACAGAUCACAUACGGUGCAGUGCGUUAAUAGAUCCUGGCGGCGAGUGUUUUCAACCACUUCUAACUAGCAAAGAUAUUGUUGCUUCGCAGGAGCUGUCAAACGCCAGCCUCCACGGGGAUGGUCAUUCUCUGGCAAUCCGUGCUCCUGGUUAUCUGCUGAGCGUCGAUCAACUGCAGAGCUGCUAACAUCGAACGAGGAUCAACCAUGACGGUCGUCGUAGAGCGGAAGGCCGAUGGCGGUGGUGGUGGUGGUUUGAAGCGUGAGAUGGGUCUCAUGUCGGCCAUCAAUGUCAUCAUCAGUGUUAUGAUCGGUUCCGGCAUUUUCGUUUCACCUACGGCUGCCCUUAAGUACUCCGGUAGUGUUGGCUUCUGUCUGGUAGUGUGGACGAUCUGUGGAGGAAUCUCUCUACUCGGCGCCCUUUGCUUUGCCGAGCUAGGCACGGUUGUGCCGCGAUCCGGGGCCGAGUACGCUUAUUUGAUCGAGGCUUUCAAAAAGUCACACUCCUUCUGGGGCCCUCUUCCGUCGUUCAUCUGCGCCUGGGUGUACGUGAUGAUUCUGCGACCAGCCGAGAUUGCCGUUAUCAUUCUAACGUUCGCCGAGUACUCGAUACUGCCCAUGCGCCAGCUUCUCGGUAUCGAGAAUCUACCGGCCGAGGAUCUCCAUCUGCUGGUCAAACUCAUCGGAAUCUUAGGAUUAGGCAUUAUCACCUACAUCAAUCUCAGCAGCGUGAAGCUGUACGUGACGAUUAACAACGUGUUUGGUUUCUGUAAGGUGUUUGCCUGUUUGGUAGUAAUCUUCGGCGGCAUCUAUCAGCUCGCAAUCGGAAACACUGAGAACCUAGCAGGUGGAUUCGAGGGAACCCAUACUAGCCCCGGUUACAUUGCACUUGCCUUCUACAACGGGCUAUGGGCGUACGAUGGUUGGUCAAGUGUGACCACCAUCACGGAGGAAAUCAAGAAACCGGAAGUAAACAUUCCACGAUCGAUCAUCAUCGCAGUCCCAGUCAUUACGGGACUUUACGUUUUCAUGAACCUGGCUUACAUGACGGUACUACCGAUCGACGAUAUGAUCAAUUCGGAAGCUGUGGGUAUCGAUUUCGGGGAGCGUGCUCUCGGAUGGUUCUCGUUCAUCAUACCGGUUGGCGUGGCGUUGGCCACUUUCGGUUGCGCUCUCAGCAUCCAGUUCGGUGUGACCCGCCUAUGCUACGUGGCCAGCCAGGAAGGACAAAUGCUGGAACCACUGUCCUACAUCCACGUCCGUCGUUCCACACCUGCUCCAGCCGUCGCCAUGCAGGGUGUGCUGGCACUCGCCUUCAUUCUGGUCGGCAACAUUGAAACCCUGAUCGAAUUCGCUUCAUUUCUGAUCUGGUUCUUCUACGGAUCGGCCGUUGUUGCGUUGCUGGCGUUGCGCCGAACGCAACCUACGGUCCACCGGCCUUACAAGGUGCCUCUGAUCGUACCUUUCAUUACACUAGCCGUUUCCGUCUUCCUUUCGGUCGUUCCGGUUGUCACCGAUCCUUCGCCCAAGUAUCUAUUUGCACUGGGUUUCAUUCUUAGCGGCGUACUGGUGUACACACCUUUCGUUUAUUACAAAAUACGACCAAAAUGGAUCAACAAACUCACCUACGUCAUCCAAGUACUCUUUGAAGUUGCGCCGGCUUCCAGCAAAUUAGACUAAUUCGAACACGUGGAGGCUGCUACUACCUAUUAUAAUAAAAUGUUUUCCAUUUUUUACCGUUCUCUCA